This is a messenger RNA of Cucumis melo (muskmelon), 1371 nucleotides long. RefSeq names its product peroxidase 39. The coding region runs from base 164 to 1153 and encodes 329 amino acids. Lineage: Eukaryota; Viridiplantae; Streptophyta; Magnoliopsida; Cucurbitales; Cucurbitaceae. The record is from RefSeq and is a predicted model, not a curated record. Gene Ontology annotation, biological process: response to oxidative stress; hydrogen peroxide catabolic process. The transcript has 4 exons. Gene Ontology annotation, molecular function: peroxidase activity; heme binding. Gene Ontology annotation, cellular component: plant-type cell wall; plasmodesma.
AGAAUAUUUUUAAUGUAUUGUGGACCGUUUCCAACAUUUUGCUUCUUGUCUUUCUUGUUCUGUUAGGAUAUAUAAGACUCUUCACAGUGAGAUGGAAUGUCAAGCACAAAACUUGUUUCCUCCAAACAGGUUGAAGACAUAGAUAACAGAAGUAAAUUUAGAGAUGAGAAUGGAGAGGCUUACUUUUUUGGUGUUAGCCACUAUAGUUGGUCUUCUAAGUCUGAUAGGCUCCACUCAAGCUCAGCUAAAGCUUGGUUUCUAUGCCAAAAGCUGCCCAAAAGCUGAGAAGAUUGUACUAGAUUUCGUUCACCAGCAUAUCCACAAUGCCCCUUCAUUGGCAGCAACUUUCAUUAGAAUGCACUUUCAUGAUUGCUUUGUCAGGGGUUGUGAUGCAUCUGUGCUCAUAAACUCCACCUCAAAUAACCAAGCUGAGAAGGAUUCUCAACCAAAUCAAACACUCAGAGGCUUUGACUUCAUUGAUAGAGUCAAAAGCUUACUUGAAGAUGAAUGCCCUGGAGUGGUCUCUUGCGCAGAUGUUCUUUCCUUGAUUGCAAGAGAUACCAUUGUAGCCACAGGAGGACCUUACUGGGAAGUUCCAACUGGCCGAAGAGAUGGAGUGAUCUCAAGAUCAAGUGAAGCUUUGAAUGACAUUCCUCCUCCAUUUGGAAACUUGUCCACGCUCCAAAGACUUUUCGCAAACCAAGGGCUUGAUCUAAAAGACUUGGUGUUACUAUCUGGCGCUCACACAAUCGGCAUAGCACACUGCCAAUCAUUCAGCAAUCGACUCUACAAUUUCACCGGGGUCGGAGACCAAGAUCCCUCUCUAGACCCAAGAUACGCCGCUAAUCUGAAGGCUAACAAAUGCAGAACUCCCACCGCCAACAACAAAGUGGAAAUGGACCCAGGAAGUCGCAACACUUUUGACCUUAGCUACUAUUCUCUUCUACUAAAAAGGAGGGGCCUCUUCGAAUCCGAUGCUGCUCUGACAACAGACGCAACUACAUUGGGUUUAGUUCAGAAACUGGUAGAAGGACCCAUUGAAGAAUUCUUCGCUGAAUUUGCAGCAUCCAUGGAGAAAAUGGGUCGGAUUAAAGUGAAAACUGGAACUGAAGGUGAAAUCAGAAGGAAAUGCGCUGUGGUGAAUAAUAGUUGAUUGGUUGUAACUUGGAAAUGGGUGUGGGUGAGUAUGUGUGUGUGAGUGUGAAAUGUUUUGGUUAAAUAUCGUUGAAUCAUGAAUGUGGUUAGUGGGGAAUUUAUCCUUUUUGUUGGGGGGAGAUUUGUGGGGUUGAAUAAUUGGAAUUCCAUUGUAAUGUUCUUUUUCUUGUAUUGUCAGGUUAAUAUUUAAUAAAUAUUCUGAUUUUGAAUAAUUUA